UGUAUAUGGGGAAGAUUAAGAAAAUUUUCUGUAGGCUUUGCCUUAAUGUCAUAAAUGAUGGCAAUUUCAAAGCAAUAGAAGAAACUAUAAGAGAAGUCCUACACAUUCUUCUCUUGGAACUGGAUGUAAAAGAAGGGAAUCGAGUAAUGUGCAAUACUUGUUCCACGAAAUUAUUUGGAGCAUUUCAAUUCAAGGGAAUCUGUAUGGACACUGAGGAUACUAUUUUUCCUUAUGUUAAUUCUGAAAAUACAGCACCCGUUGAUUUAAGAGAUAUUUAUGUCAAGGAAAGGGAUAAAGAACACUUAAGAGCCGUAUUGGAAGACGAGAGGAUUUGUCGUUUGUGUAUGCAGAUAAUCACCUGUGGAUUUACAUCGGUAAAAGAUGUGAAUUGUGAUCUAAUCCGUCAAUAUAUUCCAGAAGUUAAAUUUAGUUCCACUGAAGAUCCGGUUGUAUGCAAACGCUGUCUCGAUUCAUUGAUCGCUCACAACAGGUUUUUAAAGAACUGUAUAGAUGUAGAAGAUCAAAUUAAAAACGUUUGCGAUAGCAAGGACACAAAAAGGUCGUUUUUUAUUAUCGCUGAAGAGAUUGAAAUAAAAACCGAUGAAAAUGAUGAAGAUGAAAACAAUAAUACUUCUCCCCAUAGUGAUAUUGAAUCUGUUAACAGCACAAGCCAAAGUAAUUUUUCACAGAAAUCUAUACAGGUGGAUCAUAAUAAAUCUAGCCUAUGUGAUUCGGAAACUGACCGAAAAAGAACAACGAAAACCCUCACAUCACAGACAAAAUCGUACAAACCAAGGCACAAGGGUAGUCCAAAAUCCCAUCAGUUGAAGGAUAAAAUGCCUUCGAAAGUACACAUGUAUGAAUGUGAUGUUUGCGACUACAAAACCAAGAACAAAAGCUGUCUUGUACGUCAUCGACGGAAUCACGAAAACCCUUCCGGUGCACGAUUGUACGAAUGUUAUUUGUGUGAUUACAAAACUAAGCGGAGAACGCACUUUGUACGCCACCAAGUGGUUCACAAAGACAUUGACGAAGUCCCAGUGUUCAAAUGUGAAUCAUGUGACUUUCAGACCAAGUACAAACUGAGUAUUAAGCGUCAUCAGCUGAACAAUCACAAAGGACAAUCUCAAAUGUACUCGUGUGAUUUUUGCGAUUACAGCACCAAACGUAAGGACAGCCUCACACUCCACCUGCUAAGGCACAAAGAUGUGCCGGAAGCACAACUGUACAGGUGUAAUAUUUGUGAUUUUAAAACAAAGUGGAAGAAUCGUCUCAAUGCUCAUCAACUGAAGCACAAAGAUAUUUCUGAAGUAGGCAGUUUCAACUGCCACACGUGCGAUUACAAAACCAAACGAAGAAAAAAUUUAGUUCACCACAUGUUGAGGCACAAAGACAUCUCAGAAGUGCCCUCGUACCAAUGUGACACGUGUGAUUUCAAAACUAAAACUAGGGACCGGCUCUCGAAGCACCAUUUGAUACACGUUGAUGUAUCCCAGGCACAAAUGUACAAAUGUCCAGAGUGCGACUUUCAGACCAAGCAAGCAAGAUAUCUCGCUCGUCACCGACUGACACACGAAGACAUUUCAACAGCGCGACUGUACGAGUGUCACACUUGCGACUUCAAAACGAAAAAUAAAUAUUACAUUUCGAUGCACCAGUUAAGGCACAAGAAUUUAUCUGUACAAGUUUAUAAAUGCGACAUGUGCAGCUAUAAAACCAACUUAAAGAAUGGUCUUAGGCUUCAUCAACUAAAACACACCAAGACACAAUUGUACACCUGUAGCGAAUGCGAUUUUCAAACUAGGUACAAGCAAAAUCUGGCCUACCAUGUACUGAGACACAAGAAAAAUUCAAAGGCGCCGGUGUAUAAAUGUGAUAUUUGUGGUUUUGGGACUAAGUGUAAGAAGAGUCUUAAGUGCCAUCAGUUGCAGCACAAAGAUAUUUCGGAAGUAGAGUUAUUGUCUCAUGCGCCAUCUAGAAAAGCAUUAAAACAGUAGUUGUUGGUAAAAAUGUGCCUAUAUUUUUUGAUAACGAGGAGUGGAAUCCAUAUUGUUUUUAAUGAUCCAUAUGGAUUUAUCACGAAAUUAAUUUUUUAUUCAAACUUCAUAAUGCUUUACGAAAAAUGGAAAUUUCGGUUAGAAUCAGAUUAUGUGCCUUAUUUAAUAUCCUAAUCAUAACUGUACAUUGUAAUAUUGUCUAAAGGACUUCUGUCUAUACAGGGUGUUCCUAAAUA
This is a messenger RNA of Anoplophora glabripennis (Asian longhorned beetle), 2233 nucleotides long. Its product is annotated as zinc finger protein 90-like. Bases 6 to 1997 code for a protein of 663 amino acids. Gene Ontology annotation, biological process: regulation of transcription by RNA polymerase II. The transcript has 4 exons. Gene Ontology annotation, cellular component: nucleus. The record is from RefSeq and is a predicted model, not a curated record. Lineage: Eukaryota; Metazoa; Arthropoda; Insecta; Coleoptera; Cerambycidae. Gene Ontology annotation, molecular function: zinc ion binding; DNA-binding transcription factor activity, RNA polymerase II-specific; RNA polymerase II transcription regulatory region sequence-specific DNA binding.